AGACUUAAGAAUGAAUGUGAGCUACUGUAAUAUCAUCCAAGCGGCUGCAUGAGAGUUAAGUGAAUGCAGAUGCUGGGACAGAAACUGUAUGGACCCUUGGUGGAGCAGCAGGCCCUGCCCAGAGCUAGAGUUACACAGUAACCCGAGAGUGUGUGGGGCGGGACAGGAGGGAGCAAAGCAACACAAGAGACUGAGUGUGUGUGCGCAAGUGUGAUGUGAGUCGCAUUGGGAGAAAAAAAUAAUAAAAGGAAGAAAAUUAAAGGGGCGUGUAUGUUUGGGGAAGAAGGGGACUUGAGAGAGUGAGGGGGGAGUUCCCAAAGUUUUCAAAGAGAGCGGCACACAGUCACACACACACACACACACACACACUAACAUGCACACAGUUGUUCAGGUUGAGAUGCAGACUGCACACGUGUUGAUCUUGUGAGUGUUUCAUUAACUUCACUUCCCCGGAUUGAUGGUGGACCUUUGGACCUGACGGAGCAAGAGAAGACAAGAGAAGAGAAGAGAAGAGAAGAGAAGAGAAGAGAAGAGAAGAGAAGAGAAGAGAAGAGAAGAGAAGAGAAGAGAAGAGAAGAGAAGAGAAGAGAAGAGAAAAGAAGAAUGGGUUAGGAAAAUCAAUGGACAGACCAAACACCUUCCAGUUGAGGACAUGGGACUAUCUGUGGGGUUGCUGCUGCGGUUGGGUCUUCUGUUCACUGCUGUGUGCGUGUGUGUUCACGUCUACCUGAGGACAGGAUGGUGGAGAACACCUGCACCCCCCGGUUUGGGACGUCCCAUCCAGACUCAUCAGAAGUUGGGCAAACACGGCAGAGCCAGUGGAGUCUCUGCAGAGGGACAGGAACAGGACAGGAGCAUUAAACGGAGAAUCUCUUAUGUUCGGACGCUGAAAAAGGAAGGUUCAGCGAGGAAGAGAGAUGAAGAAAGUGAGGUCCUCUCACCUCCAUGCUGCCCCCGUCUCCGCUCACACAGAAAGACUCCUCGGUGGCACAUAGACCUGGAGCCCUGGGCCAGUGAGAGUCAUUCUCUGGAGGCAGAAGCCAAACGGUUCCUCAGCUACAUCACAACACCACAGGUGUUGUGUUCGUCGCUGGGUGGUGAGGAAACUGCUCAAGAAGAGACCACAGGCCCGUGGGCUGUUUGUCUGGACCCCAAGUACAGCCUGAGCCACAGGAUACAGAGCAAACACUGCAGGGUCUACUCUUUUGGGUUGGGGGCGGAGGACCGCUCACUGGAGCAUUCCUUAGCCAGGUCAGGAUGUGAGGUCCACUGCUUUGAUCCCAGCCUGAAGCAGCCACACCUGCAGCAGGAUGAAAUGUGGCUCCACCGGCUCUCUGUCGACUGGAGGGAUCCAAACCCCGCCAUCGUGGCCCAGCGUCCGUACGCCAACACGAAGAAGCUGGCCACCAUUCUGAACGACUUCGGACACAGACAGGUGGAUGUACUGAAGGCAGAUAUGGAGAGUGCAGAGUGGAAGAUUCUGGAAAACCUGGUUCUGGAGGGAGUUCUGGACUCGGUGGGUCAGAUGCUGCUGGAGCUUCACCUGCACUGGGCCGGUUUCGAGGUGGGCGGCGAUGACCCCUCCGUGGUGCGGUACUGGUUCAGUCUGCUCAGAGAGCUGGAGCGCGCCAACUUCCGUCUCUUCCACGUGCACAGCGACCAAGCCAAACCGCAUCUCUUCCUGCAUAAGAACAUCCUCAAUGCCAGCAGCUCUUACACGUUGAGCUGGGUGAACACACAGUGGAAGCCUUGAGGGGUGAGAAACCAAGAUAGCCCAAAAAAAGUACUUGACUGGAAUGGCCACUGUAUGAUGAAGACAAAUUUGUUAAUGUUCAUUGAGGAAAAAAAGUAUGUGGCUAGACUAGAAUAGACUUUCUUUUAUGGCUUGACCUUUUUGUAAAGCUAAAAACCCAUUUGCCGAUUUAUCCUCCUCCUUCUGUGGCCUGUAAUGACCUCACUCAUAGAGAGAGUCAGAGUAAUUGCCUCCAGAGGACCUUUCUGUGUUCUACCUCACAGUGGCUGUGUUGCUGGCUGCAGGUCAGCCUCUGAGUCACACUCACCCACAUCACUGUGGUCCUAUCUGGACUUCGCCAACAGCCUGAUAGAAGAUCUUUCCAGAUUACACUAUUCUACACACUAUUCUACCUGCAAAAUAGAACAGAACAUGUCACAAAAAGGAAAAAUGAAGGUUGGGGAGGUGAGAGCUGCUCUUUAAGUGAAAUACGAUGAAUGGAUAUUUUUCUGAAGAGGAACUCCGUAAGAAGCCAUUUGAAGGAGGAUGAGUGACAUCAAUAAGAAAUGUUUAACUCAAAAAACUGUUUUGUGCACAGUGCUUUACAGAAGAAAACAAUUUCUCUCCAUUCAAAGAAGCUUUUUUGUGUAAUUGUCAGGCCUAAUUAUAUAUUUGUGUGUUUUGAUCCUCCAAUAACAGUGCUACACUAUUGUCUAAUAAAGCAAA
Solea solea (common sole) is the source of this 2458-nucleotide messenger RNA. RefSeq names its product methyltransferase like 24 (gene mettl24). The coding region runs from base 653 to 1753 and encodes 366 amino acids. The transcript has 5 exons. The record is from RefSeq and is a predicted model, not a curated record. Lineage: Eukaryota; Metazoa; Chordata; Actinopteri; Pleuronectiformes; Soleidae.